CCACUUAAAUGAUAUACUGCAAAGUCCUAGCAAAAACAUGAGAUGUCUAGAUAUCUUCUUACGAUUUCGUGUUUUCUUUUGAUACGGAUCUCAGUUCCCAUCAGCUCCACGUCGGUAGAAGUUCAGAAGCUCAAUAUGCCCUUCAAGGAGGCCGCCACCUGGUCGAGAAUGCUGGAUGACAUGGGUCAGUCCCAUGUCCACAGACUAUACAAUGCAUAUCGGGAUCGUUUGAGAGGCGAGGGCGAUGAUGUCGAAGGUGAGGUAAAAAUAAGUGCAAUGGAAUUGAAAGAUGUUGCUAGGAAAUCAACUGAGCCCAAAGCUUUAGAAAGGGCUGCUUUAGAAAUUCCCAUUUUCUCCGAUGACUGGCCUGUUUCACGGGAAAAACCAAUCGAACCCAUUGCCAAAGAAAAAGAUCCCCCCAUUAUCAAAUACGAUGCCACCGAUGAUCAGCCACAUCCAUCAGGAAAAUGCCUUGCCCGUCUUCCAAUUCAGAGUAGAGCAAAUCAAAGUGAUAUAGUAAAACCAAAGGCUAAAGCUCCUUUGGUAAGUAGUGUGAUUAUACUAAAAAUGGAUGUGCCGGAAAAAAUGCUAAGAGUAAAACCGCCAGAAAAGAUGAAGGAUCCUGGUGAGCGUCGAAUCUUCGAACUAAAUCGUAUAUACAACGAGUUUUUGAAAGCCUGGCAACAGCCUGUUCAAAGUUUACCCGCCAAGACUGAAACCCCAAACAAAGUCACGAGCUCUUUAGGAUCACAGCGAUUGAGUGCACUAUUCGAAUUAAUGGAUGUGGUGGAGCGACUUCAAAAGAGCGAUUUGGUUAAAGAAUUGGCCCAAAAGAUUAACGAGGAAAUGGAACCCAAUCUGCAGAAUCAAAUCAAGCAGGAUGCUCUUCUGGUAACAGAAAGUAGAGCCUCAUUGAGAGCUAUUAAAAAGAAUGAUCUUUCCGGGAUCUUUGAAAAUGUGGAGCCCGGAAGCGCUUCCAUAGCGUUCAAGAGAAUGUUGGAUGAUAUUAACUCCAGAAGAUCAACGAUCAAAGCUGGUGGACUGUACGAUGAGUACAAGAAGGGUUUUUGUGAGCUAUUCAGCAAUCAAAAAUUUCCCAGGGAGUCGCUGAUUACCAGCGAAGCGGAUUAUCCUUUGGAUAGCGAAACGAGUCGAAAAAAUAAUGACAAUUUCCCCUGUCGGUGUGAUAACUCAAAACCAACUCCCUUAAGAACUAACCAACCAGAAGAUAAGACCCAAAGCAAAGUCAGUGCGCCGGUUGCAAAUGCCAAACCAAAAAUGAAGUAUCUAAAGGCCCUGGAAACAUAUGUUAAAAUGAACAAGGAGACUAACCAAAACGGCGGUGUUGUUACGGUUGAAAAUCCGAGGACAAACAUAAACUAUCUGAAGGCCCUGGAAACCUUUCUUAAAAUGAACAAGGAGAGUAACGAGAACGGCGGCUUAAAGCCUUAUUAUUUACCAAAUUCUAAAAAUCGUCAGCUUGUUUGGAAUGACAUCCCCCUGAUUAAACCAGGUCUCAGUGAAUCGCCCAAGAAAACUUUGGAAAGUAAACCGAAAUAUAAGCCUUCUAGCACACCCAUCAAAGAGAAUGUUGUGCCUGAAAAGGAAUCCAAGAAAGAACAGAAUUUUAAAACUAUUCCAAAACAAGAGACUAAAGGAGUUCACCAGUGUACACCGAAGACUGAGACUAAAUUGGAGCAGGGUUUCUCAAAAGCUGAAAGUAAAGGCGAGCAGUGUAUCCCAAAAUCAGAGAAUAAAUUGGAGCACGGUAGCCCGAAAUCUGAAACUAAAUUGGAUCAGGGUAUCCCAAAAACUGAGACUAAAGCCCACUCCAUUAAUCCCUGGCAAGAUGUUUUCUCAGGACUGGAUCCAAAACAAAUAAUUAGCGGAUUGAAGGCCAUCAAACAAUCUUCCUUCUUCAACCUGGCUGAUGAGUAUCAGAAGCAAAUCGACAACCUUAAUCAGGCAUUGAAAACGAAGCAAAGUUGGUGGAAGGAGGUUGUGGAGAGGGGCAAAGCUCCUGUCAGGACACCCAUGAAAAGGAAUGUACUCAUGAAUAAUGCCCCAACUGGAUCCGCUAUGCCAGUGCCAUAUCCCGAGGUUCUAGUCAAUCAGGCUCCACAAAUGAAUUGCCAUAACGUCAUUGAUAACAUGGCCUCUCAAAUGAAUCUUUCACCUUUGGAGAUGGCUCAGAGAAUUGUGGGAACUAGUCAAAAUACUGCAUUCAAUUCAGGAGCUGGUCGAGUUGGAUUCGUGCAAACUAACAUACAACCAGCUAGUCAGAUCGGAAGUGGCUCCAAGAAAGGACAAGGUUUCAUGUGCCAAGUACCAUGUCAACCAAUGGGUCAACAGCCACAACCCCAGCAACAACAAGAUUCCCCGGAGCAAACGGAGCAAACGGGGAUUUCCCCGGUGCUAGACAAGAUCCUCCAGCGUUUGGAGAACAUUCAGGCCACCAAAUGCAAUCAGACGACAGAAGAGGUGUCGGAGAAGGAACUGCCCUGCUGUUUUGUGGAUCCAGCUGAUGGUGCCCCGUGUGAUCUGAAUGGCUCCUGGGAAUCUCUCGUCCUGGGAGUUCGCAUAAAUAUCCGAUCCAACUCUACAACGACUGAUCAAGGGGAGGAAAAGCCAAAGCCCACCUGUUCGCAACACAAAGCUAGUCGUGCCCGUCGCAGAUUUCUGCGGCAGUGCGUCAAGAUGAACAAGACUCAGUUGAAGGAGAUCGCAGAGGUCAACUCACCCAAACAACGCGGUGUGUCCUUAAAUAUUAGUGUGCAGGAUACGGUUCCACCGAGAGCCCACGAUCUCCUGGAAAACCUCACCGACUGGAGCUUCUCGGGUCAUGCCUCAAUGAUCCUCGGCGGACCCAUCUCAAUCUCCUUUCGCAAGGAGAACUCCAACCUGAUUGGACACUUUGUUGGCUACUGUCGUACCUGCGGCUGUGUGGACACCAUUUUCGGGUCCUGGACCUUUUGUCAGCCAUCGCGGGAUUGCCAGGAUAUCUGUAUGUCUAUUGUGGACCGGCGGGACAUGCUGCGGCGGUACAGCAUGGAUGAGCGGCGAAAGAAUCGAUUCAAGGAGCAGCUCUACAUAGGCAGCAAGUUCGCCAAGAUGGAAAAAGAGCGACUGCGUGCCGAGCAGGAAAAGUACGAAAAGCUUCGGUACCAAAUUCAGGGCGAAACUGAUGCCAAUACUCCUAGUCCUAAAAGUCAAGGCGGUUCCAAAAGUUGAUUUCAUUUAA
This is a messenger RNA of Drosophila rhopaloa, 3241 nucleotides long. RefSeq lists its product as uncharacterized. Lineage: Eukaryota; Metazoa; Arthropoda; Insecta; Diptera; Drosophilidae. The record is from RefSeq and is a predicted model, not a curated record.